GCGGCAGCAGCGCACCGCUCGUUGCGCGUCGGCUGCUCGUUGCGCGCGAGCCUCCGCGGUGACGAGACGUUCCCGAGGACCUACCGACCGACUGCGCUUGGCAAAAAUGGAAAUUAAACCGAUGUUUGGAGUAAAUACUCGGUGCGAAACUAUGAUGCCAUGAAAGAUGUGACGAUAGGACUUGUCCUGGAUGGAGGCGCGACCAACAUGACACGCAACCCACCCGGAAGAGAAAGGACCUGAAGAUGAAGGACGUUUUUUCUGGGCAGAAGAAAGAAGAGUUUGAAGGCUUCGCACAGACAAGGCGACGAUAGAUAGCAAGGGGAACACUAGCACGUUGUCAUGGUCGUGAUGAGCAUCGAACCUGCGGCUUUGGAAGGAGGAGAACAUGGACCGCUGGUCUCCUGGGGUGGUUCUGUUUUGUAAACUAGGAGACACUGAUUGGCUUGGAGUAAGAGUUGAGACGCUUUGAUUCGCCCACUGAGACCCAUCAGUGAACCUAUGGCAGAGAGACUACACUAUACAGGUUCCUAUGCAUGACUGGACCAUGGAGAGCCUCCUCUGCCGUCUGCUGGUUCUGGGGGCCACGUUGGCGAUGGCCCACGCCUGCCCCAAGUACUGCACCUGCCAGAACCUGUCAGAGUCCCUGGGGACCCUGUGCCCCGCCAAGGGCCUCCUGUUCGUGCCCCCGGACAUCGACCGCAGCACGGUGGAGCUGCGUCUGGGCGGGAACUACAUCCUGCGCAUCACCCAGCAGGACUUCGCCAACAUGACGGACCUGGUGGACCUGACGCUGUCCCGCAACACCAUCGGCUACAUCCAACCCUUCUCCUUCGGGGACCUGGAGACGCUGCGCUCGCUCCACCUGGACAACAACCGGCUGACGGAGCUGGGGCCCGACGACCUGCGCGGGCUGGUCAACCUGCAGCACCUCAUCCUCAACAACAACCAGCUGGGCCGCGUCCACGACAAGGCGCUGGAGGACCUGGCGCCGGCGCUGGAGGACCUGGACCUGUCCUUCAACAACCUGCCCUCGCUGCCCUGGGACUCGGUGCGGCAGAUGGUGAACCUGCACCAGCUCAGCCUGGACCACAACCUGCUGGACUUCAUCCCCGAGGGGACCUUCACCGACCUGGAGCGGCUGGCCCGGCUGGACCUCACCUCCAACCGGCUGCGCAAGCUGCCGCCGGACACCAUCUUCGCCCGCGCCCAGGACUCGCCGGUGCUGACCACGCCCUACGCCCCCCAGCUGUCGCUGAGCCUGGGCGGCAACCCGCUGCACUGCAACUGCGAGAUGCUGUGGCUGCGGCGGCUGGACCGCGACGACGACCUGGAGACCUGCGCCUCGCCGCCCACGCUGAAGGGCCGCUACUUCUGGUACGUCAGGGAGGACGAGUUCACCUGCCGGCCGCCCCUCAUCACCCAGCACACCCACCGCCUCCUGGUGCUGGAGGGCCAGACGGCCAGCCUCCGCUGCGAGGCCGCGGGGGACCCCGUGCCCACCGUCCACUGGAUCUCCCCCGACGACCGGCUGCUGGGCAACUCGUCGCGCACCACCCUCUACCCCAACGGCACGCUGGGCAUCGGCAUCACCACCUCCAAGGACUACGGCGCCUUCACCUGCAUCGCGGCCAACGUGGCGGGCGAGUCCACCGCCUCGGUGGAGGUGUCCAUCGUCCAGCUGCCGCACCUCAGCAACGGCACGGGGCAGCCGGCCCAGCCCAAGUCCCGCCUCUCCGACAUCACCGGCACCAGCCGCGUCACCAAGGGGGCCCCCAAGGGCCCGCCGGAGAAGGUGGUGUCGGCGGCGGAGGUGACGGCGGAGUCGGCGCUGGUGCAGUGGACGGUGAGCACCACGGCGCCCAAGGUGAAGAUGUACCAGCUGCAGUACAACUGCUCCGACGACGAGGUGCUCAUCUACAGGAUGAUCCCGUCCUCCAGCAAGGCCUUCCUGGUGACCAACCUGGUGUCGGGCACACGCUACGACCUGUGUGUGCUGGCGGCGUGGGACGACAGCGCCACCACGCUGACCGCCACCAACGUGGUGGGCUGCACCCACUUCUUCACGCAGGACAGCUUCCCCACCUGCCGCUCGCUGCCCAGCCAGCUGCUGGGGGGUACCAUGAUCCUGGUGGUGGGCGGCGUGAUCGUGGCCACGCUGGUGGUCUUCAUCGUCAUCCUCAUGGUGCGCUACAAGGCCACCGACGGGGACCCCCACCCCUCCCCCGGGGACGACGUCGUCAUGGCGACCGACAAGCUGAGCGGCGGCGGCGGGGUGAGCGCCAGCCACUCCCAGACCAACGGCGGGCGGCUGGGCCACAACGGCGUGCUGCUGCCCCCGUCCCAGAGCCAGACCCCCCCGGGCAAGGAGCCCGCCCCCGAGCCCCCCUUCAAGGUGAAGACCAAGGUGAGCCUGCAGGACGAGGUGGUGGAGUUCCGGUGCGGCUCGCUGCAGAGCAGCCUGACCACCUCCUCCUCCUCCUCCUCCUCGGCCGCCUCCUCGGGGGGCUCGCUGCCCCGCGGGGGGGCCGGCGGCGGCCCCCGCAGCCCCAACAGCACGCUGGCCAGCAUCUGGAGGGCGGCGCCCGCCCGGGCCCGGCCCAACCUGGACCACCUGCUGGGGGCCUUCUCCUCCCUGGAGCUGCGGGGGGGGCCGCAGGGCCGCGGGCCCCACACCGCGAGCAGCCCGGCGCCCGCGGUGUCCCCGGGGGCCGCGGCCGACGGGAAGCCCCCCACGGACCGGGACCCCCUGCUGGGCCGGACACUAGACUCGCGGCUCAGCCGGCUGCUGAUGCUGGACCCCCGGCCCCCCAAGAGGAGCCAGUCCUUCGACAUGGGGGACGUGGCGGCCGCUAACGCUAACACAAACGCAAGCAGUGCGCCGGCUAGCAGCUACCCGCGGCGGCUCAGCAGCAUCUGGACUAAGAGGAGCCUGUCGGUGAACGGGAUGCUGCUGCAGUGCGACGAGGAGGCCAGCGGGGACACGGGGGGCAGCAAGGGCACCAUAGACAGCAACGACUGGGUCAUGGAGAGCACCGUCUAGGCUCUAGGACUUCCCCCCCCCCCCCCCGCCGCCCUGACCGCCGCUCACAGCGGUGACCCCGAAACACUGCCCAGUACCCUCGGCCCGUCGGUACCUCCUCACCCCGCUGAUGCAUGAACCAGCACAUGGAUGUUUGUCCCACGUUGUCAUCGAGCCAUGCUAGGCUACGAGCUACGUGCGACAAGCUACCUGUUGGCGAGCGAUGUGCUGUGAGCUUAAUGCCAUGGGAAAGGAGCUAGAGUGACAUAACUCGUGCUGCGUGCUACGAGCAACGUGCCUGGACGCUAGCCGCCGUACACGGUGGCAGAUGUGACAUGAUAAAGGGGGGGGGCAGAUCUUUGGCCAAAUCGUUACCACGUCCAGGCUGCUGACUCGAGGUAUUUGUACAGAAGUCAUGUUUAAAGAACGGACAUCACCAUGGAAACGAGCCCAGAGAGCAGCGCCUCGGCUCUCUGAAACGACACCCUGAUGGACUACUGCUAUACGCUGUGUACAUUGAAUAUAUGUGAUGCAGAUAAAGUUUGUUAUUUUUUCAUUUGAACGGUCGAAGCACACGUCAUUCCCCCCCCCCCCCCCCCCCUCUCGAGAGAAAUCUAGAGACUAUGAAAAAAUACAAAUUCAGUUGAAUCUGAAUCAUUCCGUCGUACGUCCAGAGGUCACGCGGAGGUCCCCGGGCCGACGUCGCGUCGCAGUGUGUGUGUGUGCUUUGGUGUGAUGCUACGAGUCGUUUACGUGUGGCAACAAAGAUUAUCGUUGAAAAAAAAAAAAGUGUUUGUGAAUAUAUUUACUUUGGACAAAGAGUAUAUAUACUUGAGGGUUCAUCGAGUGACCCUGGGUAACAUCCCUUUUGAAAUGUUGAAAAUGUGCAUACAGGACGACCCCCAACACCUACCCCAAAGCCAUAGGUCUCUGAGGACCGCCAAGCGGUCGACAGGGGGACCUUUUCAUUUGUUUGUUUUUUACAUCUUAUUUUCCACAACCAUAUCUGCGUGUUCAUAAUCAGGAGGCAGCCUUGUUUCAUUCAGUCCGUCUAAUUCCUCAUGGUACUACUGCUGUGACGUUUGACGGCGCCGCAGGUUUCCCAACAUGCAGCGCUCCGUGAGACAUCCGGUCUGUGUGGUGUACGUCAGUCCCCGCGGUUUUGGAUGUUUUUUUACGGAUGGUGUGUUGUUGAUCAACCAUCACGAGCCAUUUCAAAAUGUAUCCUGUAGUGACUUCACAAGUUGGAGUGUCCACCCAUGGAGCAAGCCCAUCCCCAUCCCCAGGAAGUGACCCAUUCACACAUCUGGGUAGACACUCCCAGUUCAUCUUUCCUCCUGCUACAUCUUCCGGUUCAUGUAUGACUGACUACUUUAGCGAGGUUUGCAUCACUUUCAUUUGUAUGAGAUGUCACCUUCACAUUAUGAAGACCACAGAAUCUGUCGGCAGAAAUCAUUCUGGAAGCCUCCACUCCGAACUAUAAAUGCAUGGGAACAUGUUCCUGUACGGCGGUUAUUCAACACAGGAGGUGAACUCGCCCUCUCUCUACAACUUGGGCUGCCACCUGGGUUAGUCUCUUCCUCCAUUAGUCCAUCGUCAGAAAAUGUAUCUAAUCUAGUUUUGAUUAUUUAUCAGUACGAGUGUGAUUUAUCAAGAAAAAAUACAACAUGUGCUGCUAUGGGGUCAACAGUCUCAUUAAUAAUGAAUGCACAGGAUUCACAAAUGUAUUUUGUGAUUUGUAUAUAAAUUACUCUCUUCUCACAAAUACUUUUCAAUGCACACACAAAUGGAUAUUGGUAUGUAUAAAUGUAAAAUAAAUCCAUAAACAAAAAUAAGUUUCACGAACACAUUUCUGAUCCACACACAAAUGUGUCUUGUUUUAAAUAAAUGUGAUAUAAAUCCAUAAAUAUAUGAAUUAAUUUUUUUUUUGCAAUUUUCAUCAACAUUUAUUUGGAUGUUGUUACAUUUAUAUACAAACUGUUAAACUUGAAUUUACAAGAUGCUUUUCAUUUGUGAACUUAUUGUAAUUUGUGUGUGAACUGGUCUGUAUUUAUAUGUGGAUAUUUGAGACUCUCCUGAUGUGGCUAGAUUCACAAAAAUGUGUUUGUGAAACUUAUUUUUGUUUAUGGAUUUAUUUUACAUACAUACCGAUAUCCAUUUGUGUGUGCAUUGAAAUGUAUUUGUGAGAAGAGUGUAAUAUAUAAAUCACAAAAUACAUUUGUGAAUCCUUCUCUGUGCAUUCAAUAUUAAUGCGACUGUUCUGACCCCAAAUGCUGCUGAAUGCUUCUGAAAUUCCAAUAUUUGGUUCAUGGAUCUUUAUGAAAUUAGUACUUUAGUAUUUCUCGGCUGCCUGUCAGAUAAAACAAGCACAUUUAAUACAUCAUGUUGGACUCUGGUUACUUGUGAUGGGCAUUUUCUAUUAUUAAUGACAAUAUACAGACAAAAACAAACCAACGUCCAAAAUAAUCAUUAGUUGCAGCCCUAUGCACAACGUUUGAGUUGUUGUGUUGUCCAUGUCAUUAGUAUUUUGUCCGAUGUUAAAUGAGCAUGUUCCCAGAAGACCAGCGGGACAAAAUGGACCACGCUCUUGCCGCAGCGCCCCCUCUGGUCGACGAGGUAUUGUCUCUGUAUUACUGCUGUUUUUGUAUCUUACUUCCAAAGGACUAUGUUUGACUGGACAUUAUGACCUUGACCUCCUGCGGCACAGACAGGAAGCAGUUGUGACUGCAGACAGGGGUCAUUUCCUAUUUGGGAGUUGUAAAAAAAAUAACAAGAACAUGUUUGUGUGGUUCAAACGGUUGUUUUUGCUACUAAAAAUAUAAAAAUAUGAAACAA
Gadus macrocephalus (Pacific cod) is the source of this 5857-nucleotide messenger RNA. It is a transcript of the gene lrfn2b, whose product is annotated as leucine rich repeat and fibronectin type III domain containing 2b. Gene Ontology annotation, cellular component: cell surface; postsynaptic density membrane. The record is from RefSeq and is a predicted model, not a curated record. The coding region runs from base 533 to 3043 and encodes 836 amino acids. The transcript is spliced from 6 exons. Lineage: Eukaryota; Metazoa; Chordata; Actinopteri; Gadiformes; Gadidae. Gene Ontology annotation, molecular function: protein binding.